Messenger RNA from Schistocerca serialis cubense, 1383 nucleotides. Its product is annotated as multiple coagulation factor deficiency protein 2 homolog. The transcript is spliced from 6 exons. The record is from RefSeq and is a predicted model, not a curated record. The coding region runs from base 221 to 778 and encodes 185 amino acids. Lineage: Eukaryota; Metazoa; Arthropoda; Insecta; Orthoptera; Acrididae.
CAAGUAUUGAUGUCUUCCCGUCUGCAAAGCUCCACCUGGUCGCGUUUGUUCUUGUAUGUGUGUGUGUAUGUACUUGUAUGUGUGUGAAGGCUUACGACGGUGUUAGUGAGAGCGGGGGCGUGUGUGUUUGAGUGUGUGCGUGUGUGCACAGCUUGGAACAGCACUGGGAGACGUCGAAGCCUUGACAGACAAAACGAAUAGCUUUGGUGUUCAGCGGAAGAUGUGUGAACGGCGUGCCACGCAGCGCUGUCUGCUGGUCCUGUUGGUGCUGGUGGUGCAGUGUGGUGCCGUCGACAUCCGGGGUCCGCACCACCCACGCAGCAAUGUGGUGGCGCACACACACCACCGGCCGGAACGCGACACCAAGGUCACCAGCGACACGAAGCUGCUGCGGGACACCAGACACAUACAAGAAGACCUGCUGGCGCAAGGGCCGACGUACGUCGACCUGAUGAAUAUGACGCCUGAGGAACUAGAGUUCCACUACUUCAAACUGCACGACUACGACAACAACACGAAGCUGGACGGACUGGAGAUCUUACACGCAAUCAGCCACGCCGUACUGGAACAUCCGGGCGUCGAACGUGAGCCCCAUGAAGACUUCGACUUCUUUGUCGAACUGAUCGACCGUGUGCUCGCCGAGGAUGACUCCAACGGCGAUGGGUACCUGAGCUACGCAGAGUAUGUGUUGGCCCGCACCAAGGACGAAGCCCGGCGGAAACAAGAAAAGGUCUUCACUGUCCAGCCUCAAACUGGGGACGUGCCCACUGCUGCCUAGAUGGCGUACCCUAGUGUCGACCAAGCUGACUAUACUGUCAGCAGCCACCAUGGGACAGCCUCUUCUCAUUCUGAUAUCCAACCAGUGUCUGAGGCUCAAUGUGGGCAGAGGAUGACUCUGUGUAGAACAAAUAUCUGUCCUGUUCCAUGGCACUUGCAGUAUUACAUUUUAUCUGCCAUGAAUUAAUACCAAUUAUGUAAACAAUAAUUUAUAUAUAUUUCAAUUACUAUGCCUAAUGAAAUUUUGAGAAUUUUAGCGUGAAAUUUAUACAGAUAAAUGUUGAGCUUAAAUUCUGUCCCCAGUGACAACAUGAACUGUUGCUUAUACUUUUUAAGACCAUUAAUAAUUUGUGAUUCCUGUUAUCCACUCAAAAGCUACAGGGUAAUUUACAAAAUGGACUGAAUACAAAUUAUUUACAGUUCUGUUUAUUAGUAGAUGUCCAGUGAAACAAGACAGUGUUCUCCUGUGAAUAUAGUGGGUUCUUUCUGACAUGUUUUGAAACUUAUAUCCAUAUUAUAAUAAUGUUCACUGAGUAUUCUGCUCAUAAUUUCUAUGUCAACAUUAAUUGUCAGAUGUAAAUAUUUGGUUGGCCUAAAUAAAUUCUU